GCCGGGCCGCCGCGGCCUGCGGGCGGUGCAGCCGGGAGCGGGGCCGAGCGGGGGAUGUCGCGAUGAUCGGGAUAGCGGUAUGAAACGGCGCCGCUGAGGUUUAAGGAAAGGAAACUGAUAACAUACUGAAAAUGUUUAACAAAUCCUUCGGGACUCCUUUUGGAGGUAACACUGGCUUUGGAACAACAUCAACUUUUGGACAAAAUGCUGGCUUUGGUACCACAGGUGGAGGAGCGUUUGGCACGUCAGCCUUUGGGGCAAACAGCAACACUGGGGGCCUCUUUGGGAACACCCAGGCAAAGCCAGGGGGGCUCUUCAGUUCCAACGCCUUUAAUCAGCCCGCCACCUCCUCCACCAGCACUGGCUUUGGCUUUGGAACAUCCACGGGGACAUCCAGCAGCCUGUUUGGUACCACCAGCACUGGUGGGGGCCUCUUCUCAUCCCAGAGCAAUGCCUUCGCACAGAACAAGCCUGCUGGCUUUGGAAACUUUGGCACAAGUACCAGCAGUGGAGGUCUCUUUGGAACCACCAACACCACUUCCAAUCCUUUUGGGAAUCCAUCUGGCUCUCUGUUUGGCCCAACCAGUUUUACUGCUGCUCCGACUGGCACAACCAUUAAAUUCAAUCCCCCAACUGGUACGGAUAGCAUGGUCAAGUCUGGAGUUAGCACCACUAUCAAUACUAAGCACCAAUGCAUCACUGCUAUGAAGGAGUAUGAGAGCAAAUCUCUCGAGGAGCUGCGUUUAGAAGACUACAUGGCCAAUAGGAAGGGGCCUUCGAAUCCUGUGGGGGCAGGAGCCACUACAGGCUUGUUUGGGACUUCCACUGCUACUUCAAGCACAGCUACGGGACUUUUUGGCUCUUCUACCACUAAUACAGGCUUCUCCUAUGGACAGAAUAAAACUGCUUUUGGAACUACUACGACUGGCUUUGGAACAGGAACAACAGGAGGGCUUUUUGGUCAGCAGACUCAAACGACAAGUCUGUUUAACAAACCAUUUGGUCAGGCCACGACGACGCAGAACACAGGCUUUCCCUUUGGGAAUACCAGCACUCUAGGACAGCCGAACACGAGCACGAUGGGAAUCUUUGGGGCCACGCAGCCCUCGCAGCCCGGAGGCCUUUUUGGAACAGCUGCCACUACCAAUGCUGGCACUGCGUUUGGGACCGGAACCGGGCUUUUUGGACAGGCAAACACAGGAUUUGGUGUUGGCGGUUCGACCCUGUUUGGUAGCAAACCUGCUGGAUUUGGAACCACCACGACCAGUACCUCAUUUGGUACAACCACUGGCGGCGGGCUCUUUGGUAACAAACCAACCCUGAGUUUAGGAACCAAUACAAACACUUCCAAUUUUGGUUUUGGUGCCAACAAUGCUGGAAAUAGCUUGUUUGGAAAUAAGCCUGCAACGGGGACCCUGGGAACCGGGCUUGGGACAGGGUUUGGAACAGCCCUCGGGGCAGGACAGACUUCAUUAUUUGGGAACACCCAGCCUAAACUCGGUGGGACGCUGGGAACAGGAGCUUUUGGAGCACCAGGGUUCAAUACCUCCACUGCUACUCUGGGCUUUGGAGCCCCUCAGCCUGCUGUAGCACUGACAGAUCCUAAUGCAUCAGCUGCCCAGCAGGCAGUCCUGCAGCAGCACCUCAAUAAUUUGACUUAUUCACCCUUUGGAGAUUCUCCACUUUUCAGAAACCCCAUGUCAGACCCAAAGAAGAAAGAAGAGCGGCUGAAACCGACCAACCCUGCAGCUCAGAAGGCCUUAACAACCCCCACCCACUACAAACUGACCCCGCGUCCGGCAACCAGAGUGCGCCCAAAGGCCCUGCAGUCUGCAGGCUCUGCCAAGUCUCAGCUCUUUGAUGGCCUCGAUGAUGAUGAGCCAUCCCUGUCCAAUGGGGCCUUCAUGCCAAAGAAGAGCAUCAAGAAGUUGGUUUUGAAGAACCUCAGUGGCAGCAGCCUGUUCUCUCCUGUCAAUCGUGAGAACGAUGACCUGGCAUCUCCAUCAGAGUACCCAGAGAAUGGAGACAGGUUCUUUUUGUCGGUUCCUCCUGAUGAAAACCACAGGCAAGAUGGCGAGCGCGAGGAGGAGGAGGAGCACCACGAGGUGACGAGGUUUUACACCAACCCCAUUGCCAAGCCCAUCCCACAGAGCCCUGAGAACACAGCACACAAACACCAGAACAGCGUGGAUGACACCAUCGUGGCCCUCAAUCCGCGGGCAGCCCUGCGCAACGGCCUGGAGGGCAGCAGUGAGGAUCCCUCGUUCCACGACGAUUCCCUUCAGGAUGAGCGCGAAGACGAGGCUGAGGCGGUGCCCCACGUGCAUCCUGCAGGUUGGACUGGGGCUGGAGGCAGGGCUGUCCUCUAUGGAUAACUCUUGGUGACGUUUAGUCUGUGCUUCUUGUGCUGUUUUGGAUCCUCAGUUCUUUGUUUCACUUCCUCCUGUCUUCUUUGGGGUACAAAUCUCAUUUUUUCAUUCUCAUAUCUCACACGUUUGUUUU
Messenger RNA from Lagopus leucura (white-tailed ptarmigan), 2502 nucleotides. It is a transcript of the gene NUP98, whose product is annotated as nucleoporin 98 and 96 precursor. Lineage: Eukaryota; Metazoa; Chordata; Aves; Galliformes; Phasianidae. Bases 132 to 2375 code for a protein of 747 amino acids. Gene Ontology annotation, molecular function: structural constituent of nuclear pore. Gene Ontology annotation, cellular component: nuclear pore cytoplasmic filaments; nuclear pore. The record is from RefSeq and is a predicted model, not a curated record. Gene Ontology annotation, biological process: RNA export from nucleus; post-transcriptional tethering of RNA polymerase II gene DNA at nuclear periphery; protein import into nucleus. The transcript has 16 exons.